Molecule: messenger RNA, 1646 nt
Organism: Pomacea canaliculata
Lineage: Eukaryota; Metazoa; Mollusca; Gastropoda; Architaenioglossa; Ampullariidae
Exons: 4
Coding region: 1-1059 (352 amino acids)
Source: RefSeq, a predicted model, not a curated record
AUGGCUGUCAUUGACCCAGAAAAAAACUGUUUGCACUCCCACUCACUGUCACGGACAAUCCGUGUGGUCGUUGCUACUAGCAACCAAGCGCUUGCUGCGCGACUAAGUCUGGACGCCAGUGGCAGAACACGAGCAGACGGUUUCCGGUGCGAGAAUGGAGAUGUGUACGAACGCCUAGGGCCCCAGUGCAGCUCGUUCAGCGACUGGAUCAAUACACUCAGCAGACGAGGCUGUGAUCUCACCUUGCCCUUGGUCCAGGCCUGGGUGCACUGCCCCAAACGACAUGAGUUUCUACUACUACCGCGCCCCCGGGCAGUAGAGAAGGUCGAGAACUAUGGCUUCCGUAAAGUCAGUCCCUCUGAGCUGACGGGCAUCAUAGAACGAGUGAGUCGCCCUACAUACAACAGCCAACGGAACAUCGAAACACAGCCUCCUCUACAGAUCCCGAGCAAGACGACCUCCUACAUCUUGCCGCGGCAGCGAGCUGGAUCCGCUCCUCCAGCACAUUCUGACCGACGGCUGUCAGACAGAGAACUGCAGCGAGUCGUCCGUCGUCUGACAAGAACGACUGUCAGCUACGAAGCGUCCAGAUACGACUUUAUACCUCCCGAUGACUCGGCAGUUCCACUGGAGAAGCUCAUCCGGCCCAAAUCGGUCCCCGGUGACGAGCGCAUCAAAGCCUUCCAGCAGCUGUCCCGCCCGACCACAGCGUCCAGGGCCAAGACACUGGGUGACUGCGUGCUGUGUGCCGACCGCCAGGAGCUGCAGCGGAAAAACACGCUGGUCCCCUUUGAGUACGAGUACGAUGACGACAGACUGGUUCCCCCCGAAGAGCUGGAGGAGAUCGUGGAGAGGGUCAGCGCCCCGACCUUCGCGCAUAAGGCGCAGCGGUGUCCCCGCACGCCCGCGCACGUGGACGAGGUGCUGCUGCGUAGGAACGUGCCGCUGGUCAGCGGGCUGCCGCGCACCGCCACCGUCAGGGACAUCGUGCGCAGACUGCACCCGGCACGCGGCCGACACGUGACACCGCCAUCCACACACAUCUCCAUCUUGCCCUAGCUGAAGAUGCCCACUUCGCCACUGGUGCCGACAACACACACACCCUCUUUCACUCACAUACUACGAGACUGGACGAUAUGAACACAUAACUCUAGAGUGAUGGCGUGGAAUCGUGUUUCUCUUCCACCUCCUCUGAAGUGGUACAGCAAAUGAAGUUUCUUGUGUUUGGUCACUCAGCGCCAGAGAAAGGAAGUACUGUUAUCUGCAUUGUACAAUGAGGCUGAUUUAUAAGUAAAGCAUCUGUGAUAAUCCUGGAAAAGUUAUUAUACUUACUGGUCAGUGUGAAGCUUUGAUACUUUCCACAUACUGAAACAUACACGUGCUUUCCAUUGACUGAAAUGUGUUUGAUUCUUUCCACUGACUGAAAUAUUUAUGUUUUCCAGUGACUGACACAUGUAUGAUGCUUUCCGGUCACUGACACGUGACAUCUUCCCAGUGACUGACACGUAUGAUCUUUUCCAACCAUGGAGAUUUCCAGACUAUUAUGCCUUUGAGAAGUUGUAAUAUUUUCCCCAAAGUUUUAUUAGUUAACAUCCGGAUUUAUUAGUCAACAUCAGGAUUAAAAAGAUGGUAGAGUGUUGAACCAA